Messenger RNA from Phytophthora nicotianae INRA-310, 543 nucleotides. RefSeq lists its product as hypothetical. The transcript is spliced from 3 exons. Gene Ontology annotation, molecular function: fatty acyl-CoA hydrolase activity; long-chain fatty acyl-CoA binding. Gene Ontology annotation, biological process: acyl-CoA metabolic process; fatty acid metabolic process. The coding region runs from base 1 to 543 and encodes 180 amino acids. Lineage: Eukaryota; Oomycota; Peronosporomycetes; Peronosporales; Peronosporaceae. The record is from RefSeq and is a predicted model, not a curated record. Gene Ontology annotation, cellular component: cytosol.
AUGGUGCUGCUCAAGAAGCUCGUCGGUACGGCGCAGGACAUGUGGCGUAUGCGCCGCAUGCCCACUCAAGUACGCGCCAAGGACACGCGACUGGCAUUCACCGACAUCAUAGGUGAGGACAGCCAAAAAGGCCGAUGGCUGCGAACUGGUCCUAUCCUGGAGCUGAUGGACGUGCUGGCUGGCACCAUCUCGUCUCGCGUAUCACUAGGACCCACCGCCACCAUCUCAUUCGACCGUGUGGACCUGGUUAAGCCCGUGUUCCACGGCGACUUGGUGCGCGUAGAGGGCGAGGUUAUCGGUCUCAGCAACUCGUCCAUGGCUGUGCAGGUCAGCGGCUACCGCCACGAUGUUCCCACUGGCACCUACUUUACGGUGCUGAACUUGGAUGAAAAGGACGCGUUCAAACCGAUCGACAAGGGCCUCAAAAUCGACGAAGACAACCAGCACGAGAUGCGGAUGCUAAUGAAGGCUCAGAAACGUCUGGAGUUUGCCGAAGAAGACAAGAACGUACACUCGCUGAAGACACUGGAACCCCGGUUGUGA